Ziziphus jujuba (common jujube) is the source of this 1951-nucleotide messenger RNA. Its product is annotated as heavy metal-associated isoprenylated plant protein 37. Bases 537 to 1736 code for a protein of 399 amino acids. Gene Ontology annotation, molecular function: metal ion binding. Lineage: Eukaryota; Viridiplantae; Streptophyta; Magnoliopsida; Rosales; Rhamnaceae. The record is from RefSeq and is a predicted model, not a curated record. The transcript is spliced from 3 exons.
UCUCUCUCUCUCUCUCUCUGUCUUUCUCUCCCCUAAACCAAACCAAUCCAAUCCAAUCCCUUCUCUCUGUCACUGUGUCCUACUCCUUUCUGUUGUUGAUUUUCUGCUAUUUGUCUUGGCAUUUGCAUUUUGCUCUUUUGCUCUUUUUUUAUUUAUAUUUGUUAUUUUAUUUUUUGCAUUUAAGCUUCCUCAACCCUCCCCUGCCCACCCAUGUGCUUUUGUUUUGUUUGCUUUUGAGGAAGAGAGAACUCAAAGAAAGAAGAAGAGCAAAAAAAAUAAAAACUAAAAAAUAAAAAAUAAACAAAGCUACAAGAAUCUACAACUUAGUAAAAACAUCCAACUUUCUCUCUUUUUAUACCCUCCUCCUCCUCACCCUCAAAUACUAGCUUAGCUGUUUACUCUUUUCACUCUUUCUAGCAGAUAAUAGAGUGAGAGAGAGAACCCCAAAAAACCAAAAAAACGAAAAAUUAGUGAGAAAGAGAGAGUAAGAGAGAGAGACAAGAAAAAAUCUUUCAUUCCAAACAGCAACUCAAGAAAUGACUAAAGAAGAAGACUUUAAGCUCCUCAAGAUCCAGACUUAUGUUCUCAGAGUGAACAUACAUUGUGAUGGGUGUAAGCAGAAAGUGAAGAAACUCCUUCAGAGAAUUGAAGGUGUUUACCAAGUAAACAUUGAUUCAGACCAGCAAAAAGUCACGGUUUCAGGAAGUGUAGAUUCUGCAACUUUGAUUAAGAAACUUGUACGAGGUGGUAAACAUGCUGAACUCUGGUCCCAGAAAGCCAACCAAAACCAGAAGCAAAAGAACAACUGUAUCAAAGACGACAAGAACAACAAAGGACAGAAGCAAGGCUUGAUGAAGGGGCUGGAGGCUUUUAAGAACCACCCAAAGUUUCCUGCUUUCAGUUCUGAAGAAGAUGAUGACUACUUUGAUGAUGAUGACGAAGAUGAUGAAGAAGAUGAGCUGCGGUUUCUUAGAGAGAAAGCAAACCAAUUGAGUAUGCUCAGGCAGCAAGCCAUUGAUGCAAACAAGAAAGCAGUUGGAGCAAUCUCUGCAGUUCCAAGCAAUGUCAAGCUCAACAACAAUGUGGGAAAUGGGAAUGGUGGGAAAAAAGGUGGACAUCCUAAUCAGAACAACAUGGGAAUGAAGGCUAGUCCAGGAGAAAUUGAUCAGAAAACCAUGGCAGCUCUGAAAAUGAGCAAUCCUCAUUUGGGAGGAGGAAAUAUCAAUGCUGGUGGGGAAGCCAAAAGGGCAAAUGAUCUAAAUACCAUGAUGAGCUUGGCUGGUUUUCAUGGAAAUGGGCCAAAUGUUGGUGGUGGUACUGCUGGUGGUUUAGUAGGAGGUAAUCCCAAUGGUCUCGGAGGAGGAGGGUUUCAAGUCCACCAAGCCAACAAUGGAUAUCAGGCAACAACUCCUUCUGGUCUACCAAGUGGUGGUUAUGCUACCGGAGGAGGAGGUCAAUAUCCAUCAUCCAUGAUGAUGAACAUGAAUGGGUACAAUCAUCAAUCACCCAUGAUGAACAUGAACAUGCAGGCCAGGCAUGCCAUGCAACAACAACCCCAGAUGAUGUAUCACAGAUCACCUUUUGUCCCUCCAAGCACAGGCUAUUACUAUAAUUACAAUCCCUGCCCCCCGACACCUCCAUACUCUUAUCCUGAACCUCAUUACUCUAAUACUGGUGAUAGCGCUGCAGCCCAUAUGUUCAGCGAUGAGAACACAAGCGGCUGUUCAAUAAUGUAAUAAAAUAAAAUAAAAUAAAAAUAGGAAAAGAGGAAUUUGUGUUUGACCUGAAAUUCUCUGCUUAGUGGGGCUUUUUUUUUUUUUUUAAACAGUAUUCAGUACAUGGUGUUUGGGGAAGAUGUGGAUUAGGAUGAAUCUUCUCAGUGUAUUGCCUAGUUUUGUUAAGAUGAUGUUCCUUUCAAUUAUUUUACUAGUCUCUCUGUAUAUUCCUUUUC